GAGCAUCCCCGCCGUCAGCCGCACCGUUACGUGAAGCGUAUAGAUGUUCUAGGCCAAAACACGAUGCAUGCAUAACAUUGACGGAGCCACCCAACUUUCAGGGCCAAGGCUGCCACACCCAUAUAUUCUUAAGCAGCUUUAGAGAAUUUGUCAUAAGGCAGCCUAACGCUCUCUGAAGACCCAGCGGUGCGGGUUGGUAAACAGUCAAAAAGAUGUCCACACAGGGCUCGCUGCCGUUAAUCGCGACACUUAGCGGUGUUUCGCUCCAUACCUUCUUAUACAGACUUGGGGAAUGGGAUACAACUUCCAUGCUGCUUGUGCAGAUUCAUACCUUGAUCUUUGUGGGUGGUAAUCUGGCACUUCACUUUAGCCUACUGAGAUGGAAUGGACUCGAACUAUCACCCGCGGCUUUCUCGAGUCUCUGUGGCUACCAUCUCUUAGGCGUCUACUGUAGCAUGCUCGUUUAUCGAUUAUUCUUCCACAGACUCCGCAGGUUCCCUGGUCCAUUCUUUGGCCGGCUGACAAACUUCUAUGCCACAACAUUAUCUAUAAAUCUACAAAAGCCCAUAGAAGUUCAAAAGCUUCACCGCAAGUAUGGCGACUAUAUCCGACUAGGACCUUGCGAACUAUCCAUUGCGGAUCCACAGGCAGUAAAAGCGAUAUAUGGUAGCCAGUCUCCAGUGACCAAAGGCCCCUGGUACACGUUAUUAGAACCACGCGUGCCUCUCUUCAUGGAGAGAGACAAGCAAAAGCAUGCACGCCGGCGAAAGGUUUGGGACCAGGGGUUUAACACUAAAGCACUCCACGAUUACGAGCCUAGAGUCUCAAAACACGUCGAGCAUCUUCUCCGAGUGAUUCAGAGCAAUUUGGGGAAGCCGAUAAAUAUCACCCAGUGGUUCAACUAUUUUUCCUUCGACGUCAUGACCGAUCUUGCCUUCGGCAAAACUUCUAACAUGCUGGUCGAUGGGAAAGAAUCCUACAUUCUACAGACCAUUCGCACAGACAUGUCCAGGGUUGCGUAUUUCAGCCACUUGGCUUGGCUUUUUCCUUUUACAAAACGAGUGCCGUUCUUGAAUAGCAAUUUCCUCCGCUUUUGGAAAUGGAUAGCUGACCAGAUCUCCGAGAGAGCCAAGUGCGAGCCCGAGCGACCCGACGUCUUUUCUUGGAUCCUUAAUGCUUAUCGCCAGGGACCACAGUCGUACCAAGACACCCUCGAUCUACACGGAGAUGCUCAUCUUAUCGUCGUGGCUGGAAGUGACACGGUAGCUUCAUCGCUCAGCAACGUGUUCUGCCACCUUGCUUGUAACCCAUCAAUCAUGAGAGAGCUUCAAUCUUGUCUAGACGCACUCCCCGAUCUAGAGUCUGACCGACUGGGCCAGAUCAGCUUGCUUGAUGCUAUCCUCAACGAGACAUGGCGGCUUCAGUCUCCUAACCCGUCUGGAUUUCAACGUGUCACGCCAUCGGAAGGCCUGGAGAUUGGCGAUAAGUUCAUACCUGGGAAUAUUAUUGUACAGGUCCCGACAUAUACUGUGUAUCGAGACAGCCGUGCAUUCGAGCGCCCGGAUGAAUUCAUUCCCGAACGAUGGACGAGUCAUCCGGAGCUUGUGAAGGAUCGUUCUGCCUUUAUUCCGUUCAGCUCAGGACCCUACGCAUGUGUCGGGAAACGACUCGCCUUGAUGGAACUGCGAUGUGUCGUCGCCAUGAUACUCCAUGAUUACGAUAUUGCCUUAGCACCAGGGCAGUCGGCCAAGGCCUUCUGGGAGGGCCAGCUGGAUACUUUUACGCUGGUGGCACCUUCGUUGCAGCUGAUAUUCACGAAGAGGAAUCAGGAUUGCAUCAGCUAGAGUUAGCUCUGGUAUACUGCAUGAAUAUGCCCUCGUCUAGAAUGUGUAGUGUAAUUGCGGGCAAUAGGGACAAUCCUGAUGGCCUUUGAUACAGUAAUAAGCACAUGGGAAGCCUCCUGGACCGAGUUGGGCUGGUUAGCAGAGGCGAGGUAUUUCAUUCCAACAAUGGCACGGCUGAUUUUGAUCCAACAAACAUAGAAGAGAAUCUCGCAACGCUAAACUGCUUGUAGGCUAGUUGAUAGACACUUGGUGGGGGAUCGACAAUGUCCACAGACAACAAAUAAGGAGGCGGGACUCGACAGAGCUGCCCUGCAUAUGAACUCUGCUGUGGACACCCUCCCACCUCCCUUUUAAUCAUUAGCUAAGCCCAUGACCGCUAUAAAGUCUCUAAUCAAAUACUAGUGACAUGUUUUCGCUUACCAAGCCCCAUAUCAAUGUUGGUACGAUUGGUUAUGCUGAUCAUGGCAAGACAACCCUGACGGCUGCCAUCACCGCCAAGUUCGGCUCGACCCCCGUAGCUAACGACCAUACUGACAACAGUCUUGAGACG
Aspergillus pseudotamarii is the source of this 2394-nucleotide messenger RNA. RefSeq names its product cytochrome P450. Gene Ontology annotation, molecular function: monooxygenase activity; oxidoreductase activity, acting on paired donors, with incorporation or reduction of molecular oxygen; heme binding. The transcript has 7 exons. Bases 213 to 1844 code for a protein of 543 amino acids. Lineage: Eukaryota; Fungi; Ascomycota; Eurotiomycetes; Eurotiales; Aspergillaceae. The record is from RefSeq and is a predicted model, not a curated record.